AUGAAAUUCGGCCAGAACCUGUGGCGGAUGCUUCCUAGCGGUGUGCCGCAGCUUCGGGAGCAGCUGGCCCGUCGUCCCUGGCGACUAGAGGUAGAACAUCGGCAGGCGUUGGAAGUUCGGCUUGGCAUGUCCACUGCUCAGCUGUUGCCGUUUCUCUCCUCCCGACUUGGGGAUGGUGAUGUUGCUGUGGGGCUUGCCAAGAGCGGCCGCACCUUCUUAGGCCCUGCCCUUGAGCUGGGUGAUCGGAAACUAGAGGCCACACAGACUUUGGUGGCACAGAUGUUUGUUGCUGGCGAGGUGCUUGAGGCCUUCAGUUGCAGCACCCCGCCCGUCGGGGCGUCUCGACAGCUCCUGCGGCAACUCUGGAACUUCCAGGAGCUUCGCUGGUUCGGAGGAAAUGCGCAUUCCUUCGAUGGCCUUUUGCGCCCAGAUGACCAGCUGUUGGUGGAUGUGAUCGGUGCAGGUCAGGGCUGA
Messenger RNA from Durusdinium trenchii, 474 nucleotides. NCBI's taxonomy places the organism in Eukaryota, Dinophyceae, Suessiales, Symbiodiniaceae. The record is from the annotation of a GenBank genome assembly.